AUGCCUGCAGAGAAGCACAAGUCCCACUACCAGCAGCAGCAGCAGCAGCAGUGGGGUGGCAGAGGUGGGCGGUCGCCCCAUCGCCGGAGUUACCGCGACAACGGCCUUGCCGACGAUGAUGGUGGCAGCGGGGACAGAGAUGGGCGCCACCACCGCGGCCCACACCGCAGAAUCGACUACCACGGUGGCAGGAGUAGCAACGGCGCGGUUGGCAGGCACUAUAAUCGCCAUGGCUGGCGCCGCGAGGGAAGCCGUGAUCGUCGUGACGCGCACAUGCGCCGGCGGCACGAAGACGGCUACAGCAGUGAUGGCAACGCGAGUGUGUCUGACCACGAUGGUGCCCCCGGUGGCAGCUACAACAAUAACAACAAUGACGACAGCAGCCGUGAGGGUCGUCGUCACCGUCACAAACGACAACGCCGUGAGUCGUCGCAUUGCCGCCGACGUCAUCGCUCCUCGUCCCUUUCUUCUUCGGAACGACACUCGCGUCCUCGGAGGGAGCCCCGGCAUAAACGCGAGACGCACCAACAACAACAACAACAACAAGAAGAACAACAACAACACCAGAAGCAGCGACAACUGCUGUCCGCGCUGGACCAGCAGCUCGAGGCGUACCGGUGUCAUCGCCGCGGCAGCAAGGGCGAUGGCACGAACGACGUGUCACAGCAGAGGCCGUCGUUGUUGUCGCAUGGCAAUGCCGCCGCCUCCCUCUUGCCCUCCAGCCGCGUGGUGCUGUACGGCGUCGACUUGAGCGUGCAACCGUGCCACUUGAAUUCCAUGCUGGAGCAGCUCGUGGGGCGGCGGCCGUUGAGUGUCUUCCGCCCUGCUGAGGAGCUGCGGCAGACCCUCCGCGACAACGCCGCAGCCCGUGCGGAAAAUAUGCCGGAGUCGAUGUCCACCGCGCCUGCUUCGGGAACUGCGGCCGAAGGUUGUCUCCACUUGAGGCUCCACGACGUUGGUGGGGCCGGUGGCGUGGUGGUGUUGGAGCUGCCGCAAGACGGCGGCGUGGAGGCGGCGGUGGCGGUGCUGGACGGGGCGUGUAUCAACGGGCAGCGCAUCACAGCGGUGGUGGGCGGUUGA
Molecule: messenger RNA, 1080 nt
Organism: Trypanosoma grayi
Lineage: Eukaryota; Euglenozoa; Kinetoplastea; Trypanosomatida; Trypanosomatidae
Exons: 1
Coding region: 1-1080 (359 amino acids)
Source: RefSeq, a predicted model, not a curated record